Plenodomus lingam JN3 is the source of this 1167-nucleotide messenger RNA. RefSeq lists its product as uncharacterized. Lineage: Eukaryota; Fungi; Ascomycota; Dothideomycetes; Pleosporales; Leptosphaeriaceae. Gene Ontology annotation, molecular function: 2-oxoglutarate-dependent dioxygenase activity. The record is from RefSeq and is a predicted model, not a curated record.
AUGUCCCCAAAGCCAUCAGACAAUCACUUCACCAUCUCAAAUUUGAUUUCACGCUUUCGAUCCAAAAGAAAGACCAAGCGUGCUGUUUGCAUCCCCAAUAAAGCACAAGAUGUCAUACAAGAUUCAAGGCCACCACUCAUCGUCACACCUUUGCCCUUGGUUCUAUCAGAACAUCAGGAGUCCCUGUCCAGGCUUGGCUGGACGACAAUUAGCAUUCCCGAUUCUAUUCCAGGAGACGAAUCUAAAGGAUCCUCUGAUAUGCUUCCUGUUCCUGGGCCCCAUCCCUUGCAAGCAGCGUAUGAGGCCUUAUUCGCCGCCAGCCAAGCUUUCUUCGCCCAGCCAGAAGCCGACAAGCAGAAGUGGAAACACAAGCUCGGGUCCGAAGAAGGCUGGUCCAGUAUCCGCGGAGAAAAAGAAUUCAUCACGUUGCGAACGCUCGAAUAUUGCCCGGAGAUUCUUCGCGGGCCAGCACAGCGGUUUUGGAACUUGAUGGGCGCGCAUCUGUCCACCACGCUGGGGAGAAUCGGGACGACGUUGGGUCUACCAGAGAACGAGGACGAGUCCAAGGGAUUGAGGCAAUUUCUUGGGCCGUGCGCACGCAUGCCUGAGAGUGAUGCAACCAAGACGGCGACCAUGAUUCGGCUCUUUCGCUACGAGGGCUGGGAGGCAAAGGAGGUCGCUGAACCGCAUGCUGAUCUUGGUCUUUUGAGCGUUGUGGUUGGCAAUGUGCCUGGCCUGGAAGUCUGGGACGGAUCUACCUGGUUCGAAUGCGAGAGGGAGAUGCACAGCGCUGGACGAAAAGGCGCGAUCAUGCUUGCUGGACGCCAACUGGAAAGGCUCUCCAAUGGCCGAUAUCCAGCGGGCGGUCACAGGGUUGUCUCGUACGGUCGUCUGCCUGGACCCAGCUCUCCCUCUACUGUUUCCGCGUCCGCGCCAGUCGAAGAGAAGACGAGGUAUCGAUUCUCCAUCGUCUUCGUUCUCCGGGCUCAUGAGCCGGUCUUGAUCAAUUCUGCAGACUUUGAGACGGAGAUUGUGGGUACAUGGCCGGAGCCGAUGAGGGGUGUGACUGCGGGCAAGUUCUACGAGCAGAUUAGGAGUAGGCACUUCAAUAUCAACAUCGAUGUGGAAGAGCGGGAGAAACAGAGGAGGAAGAUUAGGGGUAUGUGA